AUGGGCACCCAUCAGCAGGAAAAGACCAGAGAAAAAGCUGUAGGAACCAGGCAUGAAGAAGGGAGGCUAAAAGUGGAAGGAAUUGGAAAAGAAUUAAGGCAAGCAGCAGCAAAGCAAGUGCAGCAACCAAGUACAGCUCCUGCCUCACCACCUUCAGCUUCCUCCUCUCCCUCUCAUGAAUUCUCCUUCACAAUCUCUCUCCAUUCUUCUUCCACAUCAAUCCCUGAUCAUCAUAACAAGGCCAAAUCCACCCCACCUUCUUUUGCCAUUGAUUUGUCCCCUGCAGAUGACAUUUUCUUCCAUGGCCACUUGCUUCCUCUCCAAUUGCUCUCUCACCUUCCUGUCUCUCCUCGCUCAUCAACCAACUCUCUGGACAGCUUCACUCUUCCCAUCAAAUACUUAUCAGAUGAUGAUCAGAGACCAACCAAAGAAAGCAGCAACAAUGCUAACAACUGCAGCACCAGCAUUGGCAGGAACAAGAACAUCAUCAACAACAAGAACAACAGCUGCAGCAGCAUAAACCAGAGAAGCCCACAUCACAGCAACAAAAGUGAGGCAAGGGGAAGAACAAAGUCCAAGUCUUUCUCAUUAUUCGGGUUACCGAAAUGGCGAAAAGAUUGUGAAGACAGAGAAAAAGAAGACAAGGAGAUGAAGCACAAGAGGAAGAUGAGGUUUGAUGUGAGCCAUAUACUAAAGAGGUAUGUGAGAAUGGUCAGGCCACUAUUGUUAUUCAGAGGAAGAAAAGAGAAGGGCCAAUUCCGGAGGCAACCUUAUUCGUUUUCGGGCAAUCUAAGCUUGAGAAAUAAGCAUGAGCUGAGAGGAAGGAGAGGAGAGCUUUCAGCCCCAGCAUCAAUGAGAACAUCUCCAACAAAUAGUGGCCUUCUUGUUGCAACAUCAGCAACUAAUCUUCCUUCUUCCACCAUUGACAGCACCAUGGAAGAGUUGCAGGCAGCAAUUCAAGCUGCAAUUGCUCAUUGCAAGAAUUCCAUUGCUAGUGCCACAGAAGAGAAGAUCAAAUGCUAA
Messenger RNA from Prunus armeniaca (apricot), 1023 nucleotides. The record is from the annotation of a GenBank genome assembly. Lineage: Eukaryota; Viridiplantae; Streptophyta; Magnoliopsida; Rosales; Rosaceae.